UAUCUAUAUUAAUGUAAAAGCUAUAAGCUUAAAAAAAUGUUAAUCAAGAUAUUCAGGGGCAAUAAUUUGUUUAUGGGUUUUCGGUUACUUUCGGUUAACUUAUCAAUGAUAAAAAUACUUUUAAAGACCUUGAAAAUGGAAAAAAAUUAAUUUUGAUGAUGACCUUGACCUUUGACCUUGACCUCAUUUUGAAGGUCAAAGGUCAUCGGUCUUAAUGCAAGUGGUCCCAUGUCUCUAUCUAUAUUAAUAUAAAAGUUAUAGGCUUAGAUAAUGAUAUUGGAGACUUUCAGGGGCAAUAACUAUGCUUAAGGGUUUUCGUAUCCCUUUGAUUAUUUUUUCUUUGCAAGAGGGUUUUACUGUGAAUUCAUUAGUGAAGGUUUCGUGUCUCUAUGACUUUUCGUUAAGCAGGAGUAGCGAUAACAAGGUUUUCGACGCGAGUCUCCGAAAUUCACAGAAGGGUCAGAGUUCAAAGUUGUAAUGCAUACUAUCAAAACCAAUCAAGAAUUCAAUACUUACCCAUAUAAUAUUUCAAUGCUAUCUUAAGCAGGAAAGAGAGUAUAAAAAGUGCUAUUUUUUCCUCUUUUCUGAUGACCUUGACCUUUGACCUUGACCUAAUUUUCAAGGUCAAAGGUCACCGAUCCUAUUCCAGUUGGUCCCAUGUCUCUACAACAAACCGUGCUCAAGCUCGACAUGUUUUACGAAUAAAUCGCAAAACAUAGAGAGGCAUUAACUCCCCUUAGGGGACACCGAAUCCCUUCAUUUUAAAUUCUUCGCUUCUACUAAUUACCCUCUAUGUUUUAGAAAAGGUUUCAUCCUCCUAUCAUUUACGGUUACAAAGUAGAAGUGCUAACAAUGAUUUCUGCGAAAGGUCAAAUAACUCCGUAAGGGGUCAAAGUUCAAUUACGCAGGGUGAACUGUAUUCGUUUCUCAAGAAGUACUAUAUGAUGGACUAUAAAGUUUUUCGAUAAGUUUUAAGACGAAGAUUUUUUUUGACGGCAGGAAAAUAAUAAUAAUAAUAACUAGUGAUCCUAAUUGUUCGCGAACAAUUAGAGGGCUUCCCACCUUCUAGCGGUUUUUCAGUAGUGUUGAAAUGCUAAAAGCCCCCAGCCCCCCUACCCCAUCCCACCCUCACCCAAAAAAAAAAAAAAAAAAAAAAAAAAAAUUGAUUUGGCUAGAAAAGAAAUUCAAAUUUGCCGCCUAAAUUUGAGUGUUGAGGUGUGUUCAAUGCUUGGUUUCGCAUUAAGUACCCGUCAAAUUUGAGGGAGAAAAGGGGUGUGGGUGUUGGGUAGCCAGCACAUAUGCACAUAUCAGGUAAAAGUGUAAUGGGACUUGUGCAGGUGUUUGGGGUGACUUUAGACCUGUUAGAUGUGAUAUUUGGAGGUGCAAAGAAACCGGAUGUGCCAUUUUCCUAGAUUGUAGUAACUGCUGGUGCAUGCUGGGAGUCUAUACAAGCCUCAUGUUGUCAGAUGUUGUGAAGAUGCACUGGAUUUGACCGUGUGUGUUGUGGAUUGUGGAAUUGAAUAUACAGUUUGUAAUGGCUCAUCCUAUGUGUUCUAAUUCACGGAGACAAUGUCUUUCAGUCAUUUCACCCAAGGAGGCAUGCAUAUACGGAUUGAUAGGCUUUGACAACAAACAACCAAAAUGGCGGCCGGUGAAUUAGAAAGUGUCUGAGUGCAUGUAGGAUAUCUGAACGGAGAAUAGGAGUACUGCAUCCCAUCUGAUCCUGCAGUCAUUUCACCCAAGGAGGCAUGCAUAUACGGAUUGAUAGGCUUUGACAACAAACAACCAAAAUGGCGGCCGGUGAAUUAGAAAGUGUCUGAGUGCAUGUAGGAUAUCUGAACGGAGAAUAGGAGUACUGCAUCCCAUCUGAUCCUGCAGGUAAGUGUUUAUUUGUUUACAAUGACAGUGGGGAUGGAAUGUCAAUGAGUUCAACUGUCAAGUAAAGUUGCAUCAUCAUUAUAAAAAAAAAAAACUUAGUCUUUAUGUUGAUGCAGGCAGACAAUUGAAUCUGGCCUAUGUCUUUUCAUGAAUGUAAAUGGAAUUCAUGUUUGAUUGACAAGACAGUCAAGAAAUGGAAGAAGUGGGUGUAGGUCAGAUGUGUAGGUGUAGGUCAGAUUAGCUAGAAUCCUGUAAUUGUUGCAUGGCAUGAGACCGGUCAAAAUAGUGUAUUAUAAACAGCUGAUCACAAUCAGAUCACUUGAAGGGUGGGGGAUUUCUUCCUUGGGGACGACAGGCGUGAUGGGUGGGUUGGCCUUACUCGUGGAGACUGGCCCCUGGAUGCGUGACCUUGACCUUUGACCUUGACCCACUUUCAAGGUCAAACCUCAAAAAUCCUGUUGUUGGGCAUGAAACCGGUCAAAAUAGUGUAUUAUAAACAGCUGAGGACAGACAGAUCACUUGAAGGGUGGGGGGUUUCUUCCUUGGGGACGACAGGCGUGAUGGGUGGGUUGGCCUUACUCGUGGAGACUGGCCCCUGGAUGCGUGACCUUGACCUUUGACCUUGACCCACUUUCAAGGUCAAACCUCAAAAAUCCUGUUGUUGGGCAUGAAACCGGUCAAAAUAGUGUAUUAUAAACAGCUGAGGACAGACAGAUCACUUGAAGGGUGGGGGGUUUCUUCCUUGGGGACGACAGGCGUGAUGGGUGGGUUGGCCUUACUCGUGGAGACUGGCCCCUGGAUGCGUGACCUUGACCUUUGACCUUGACCCACUUUCAAGGUCAAACCUCAAAAACCCAUGGGGGAGAAAGUGUGACUUUGACCUUGACCUGAUUUUGAAGGUCAGAGAGGUCACGGGGCUUCGUUUAAGUGGUCCCGCAUCCCUAUCUACAUCCGUGAAGAAGUUGUGGGCUCGAACGACGACGUCGGAGACUUUCGGGGGCGAGAACCGUGCUUCGGGGUUCUCGGUUUCCCUCGGUCAACUUUUCUGUGCGAGAGCGUUUCAUCUGGAAUUCGUCGGUGAAGGUCUCGCCUCUCCACGACUUGCGGUCUAGUGAGAGUAGCGAUAACGGGGUUUUCGACGUUAAGUCGCCGCCAUUCGCAGAGUGGUCAAAGUUCAGAGUUGACAUUCGUGAUGCCGAGACCGGUCCAAAAUUCCUUGCUGACCCAUGUGAUAUUUCGAUGCUAUCUGAAGCGUGAAAGAGCGUAUAAAAAGUGCCAUUUUCUGGCCAUUCUGGAUGACCUUGACCUUUGACCUUGACCUACUUUUUCAAGGUCAAGGUCACCCAACCCGUCCCAGUGGGUUCCGUCUCUCUACGACGAAGACUUUAGGAGUCUUCAAUUUGUAGGGGACAAAUCGCAAAACAUGAGGGGGCAUUAACUCCCUUUAGGGGACACCGAAUCCCUUCAUUUGAAAUUCUUCGCUUCUACUAAUUACCCUCUGUGUUUUAGAAAAGGUUUCAUCCUCCUAUCAUUUACGGUUACAAAGUAGAAGUGCUAACAAUGAUUUCUGCGAAAGGUCAAAUAACUCCGUAAGGGGUCAAAGUUCAAUUACGCAGGGUGAACUGUAUUCGUUUCUCAAGAAGUACUAUAUGAUGGACUAUAAAGUUUUUCGAUAAGUUUUAAGACGAAGAUUUUUUUUGACGGCAGGAAAAUAAUAAUAAUAAUAACUAGUGAUCCUAAUUGUUCGCGAACAAUUAGAGGGCUUCCCACCUUCUAGCGGUUUUUCAGUAGUGUUGAAAUGCUAAAAGCCCCCAGCCCCCCUACCCCAUCCCACCCUCACCCAAAAAAAAAAAAAAAAAAAAAAAAAAAAUUGAUUUGGCUAGAAAAGAAAUUCAAAUUUGCCGCCUAAAUUUGAGUGUUGAGGUGUGUUCAAUGCUUGGUUUCGCAUUAAGUACCCGUCAAAUUUGAGGGAGAAAAGGGGUGUGGGUGUUGGGUAGCCAGCACAUAUGCACAUAUCAGGUAAAAGUGUAAUGGGACUUGUGCAGGUGUUUGGGGUGACUUUAGACCUGUUAGAUGUGAUAUUUGGAGGUGCAAAGAAACCGGAUGUGCCAUUUUCCUAGAUUGUAGUAACUGCUGGUGCAUGCUGGGAGUCUAUACAAGCCUCAUGUUGUCAGAUGUUGUGAAGAUGCACUGGAUUUGACCGUGUGUGUUGUGGAUUGUGGAAUUGAAUAUACAGUUUGUAAUGGCUCAUCCUAUGUGUUCUAAUUCACGGAGACAAUGUCUUUCAGUCAUUUCACCCAAGGAGGCAUGCAUAUACGGAUUGAUAGGCUUUGACAACAAACAACCAAAAUGGCGGCCGGUGAAUUAGAAAGUGUCUGAGUGCAUGUAGGAUAUCUGAACGGAGAAUAGGAGUACUGCAUCCCAUCUGAUCCUGCAGUCAUUUCACCCAAGGAGGCAUGCAUAUACGGAUUGAUAGGCUUUGACAACAAACAACCAAAAUGGCGGCCGGUGAAUUAGAAAGUGUCUGAGUGCAUGUAGGAUAUCUGAACGGAGAAUAGGAGUACUGCAUCCCAUCUGAUCCUGCAGUCAUUUCACCCAAGGAGGCAUGCAUAUACGGAUUGAUAGGCUUUGACAACAAACAACCAAAAUGGCGGCCGGUGAAUUAGAAAGUGUCUGAGUGCAUGUAGGAUAUCUGAACGGAGAAUAGGAGUACUGCAUCCCAUCUGAUCCUGCAGUCAUUUCACCCAAGGAGGCAUGCAUAUACGGAUUUAUAGGCUUUGACAACAAACAACCAAAAUGGCGGCCGGUGAAUUAGAAAGUGUCUGAGUGCAUGUAGGAUAUCUGAACGGAGAAUAGGAGUACUGCAUCCCAUCUGAUCCUGCAGUCAUUUCACCCAAGGAGGCAUGCAUACGGAUUUAGGCUGAGUGACAAAUUACCCCAAACAAAAUGGCGGCCGGGGUUUCAAGGAAAAGUUUCUGAGUGUAGGAUCUGAACGGAGAAUAGGAAUACUGCAUCCCAUCUGACCCUGCAGUCAUUUCACCCAAGGAGGCAUGCAUACGGAUUUAGGCUGAGUGACAAAUUACCCCAAACAAAAUGGCGGCCGGGGAAAGGAAAAGUUUCUGAGUGUAGGAUCUGAACGGAGAAUAGGAAUACUGCAUCCCAUCUGACCCUGCAGAUAAAGUAUGGUCCAUUCUUCACAAUAGUCUAUUAUGUUCAUCAUCAACGAAGCCUGCUUCCACACCAGACACGACACCACUGAGACUGAUAGUAGGUUAUAUGAGGGGCGGAUCGUCCUUGACAGGUGACAUCUUACGUCAUACAGAAGGUGAUUUCUACAUCUUUGAACCUUUACACGGUUUAUCACAAGCUGGACGGAAGUUCAACACAACACAAUACUUAAAUGGAACAAACCGAUCAAUUUUAACCCCGGAUCACUACGCGGUAUAUACAGAGCUGCUUUACCAUUGGUUUACCUGCAACUUUGAUCACAUCGAUUUGAUUUCUCUGACAGAUCCUUUUCUAAGAAUAUUCACACCAGAACAUAAGAAGUAUAACGACUGUAUAAAGCAAAAUCACAACCAAAGUCGGAUACAAAUUGUGAAGAAUUGCACUGCAUUGUUAAAUGAACGGUGUAGAAACGCAAAAUCUAGAACAAUAAAAACCAUUCGAAUUUCGGUAUCCAUGGCGGGAAUACUUUUAAAAUGGCUUCCUAAUCUGAGGAUUGUUCACUUGAUACGAGACCCACGAGGUACAGUAAACUCGAGGUUUGAACAACAUUUAAACGACAGCUCUGAAUUGUCUACGUCAGCUAAAGAUUUGUGUAACUGUAUUUCUUCGGAUUUGGCCGUUUUUAGUGAAUUAGAACGUUGCCAUCAAGAUAGAAUGAUGCGUGUUAUAUAUGAGAAUUUAUGUCAAAAUCCGCAUAUCGUUGUACUACAAAUAUAUUCAUUUCUUGGUGUCAGAUAUACAGAAAAUGUCAAAAAAUACGUGCAGAGGAUAUUUAACGGACCCUCUAAAAAAUGUCACUACUGCACGGAUCGAGGGAAAGCGAUUUCAAACGCAUAUAGAUGGAUGUCUGUUAUUCAAGAACAAACUUUAGAAAUCAUUGAUUAUCACUGUUCUUUAUUGUAUUCACAAUUAGGAUAUCAGAACUUAGAAUAUGAUACACUAAACAUAACACGCGUUUCGUGGCUUCCUACCGAAACCACAGUCUAGAUGCAUACUCUGUGAAAAGAAUCUCAUUUUUUUUUUUUUAAAAAGAUGAUUGACCAUAGGCACUUGACGUUCGGACCUACCUACAUUGAUCCACCAAACCUCUUUUUAAUGUGUAAAAUCACAAUAAAGAAUUUUUUUUAUA
Ostrea edulis (European flat oyster) is the source of this 6235-nucleotide messenger RNA. Its product is annotated as carbohydrate sulfotransferase 1-like. The coding region runs from base 5155 to 6093 and encodes 312 amino acids. Gene Ontology annotation, molecular function: N-acetylglucosamine 6-O-sulfotransferase activity. The transcript is spliced from 10 exons. The record is from RefSeq and is a predicted model, not a curated record. Lineage: Eukaryota; Metazoa; Mollusca; Bivalvia; Ostreida; Ostreidae. Gene Ontology annotation, biological process: N-acetylglucosamine metabolic process; sulfur compound metabolic process.